CUUUUUUAAAUUUAAAAAAUUUACAUUUUAAUCUUUUCUUCUAAGUUACUAUGUCAGCCGCCGUUUAUACUGUUCUUAACAAAGCAUAUGCAUUAGCUAAUAGUGACUCAGUGAGCGUAGAUGAAAAUUAUAAAUCUAUGAAACAAUUUAUUCUUAAUGAUGAAUCUCUAACGGAAAAUGAAAAAUUAGAAGCAAAAGAAUUAUUAAAAAAAGAAUAUGAUUAUACUAAAAUUCUUUAUGAUGAGGGGAAAAGAAGAGUUUGUAAAAACUGUCAACAAAAAUGUUUAGCAAAAUUAUAUUGUGAAUAUUGUAUUAGAAAUUAUUUAAAAUCAAAAUUUUCAAGUUGGACAUCUGAAAAUAAUGGUAUUAAUAAUCUAAUUCAGGAAUGUCAAAUGGAUUCACGUGCACCAGAUAGUAUUAUUGAAUGGAUUCCGUAUAAUAAUUUACAAGAUAUCAAGUAUCUAACUGAAGGUGGAUUCUCUGAAAUCUACAAAGCAGAUUGGAUUGGUGGUCGAUAUCAUGAAUGGGAUUCAAAAGAACAACAAUUAAAAAGAUGUGGAUCCAUGGAAAUUAUACUUAAAAAGUUAGUAAAUAUUGAAAGGGCUGAUAGAAUCUGGUUUGAUGAGGCCAAAUCUCACCUAACUAUAAGUAAUAAAUGGCCAGAUAUAGUAAAAUGUUAUGGGUUGACUCGAAACCCAUUAGAUGGAAAAUAUAUGCUUGUAAUGAUGAAAUUAGAUAUGGAUUUAAAAGAUUAUUUACGCCAGUAUCAUGAUCAACUUUCAUGGAACGAAAAAAUUACAAUUGCAUAUCAUGUAAUUAAUGCACUUGAUAGUAUUCAUAAAGAAAAUGUAGUUCAUAGAGAUUUACAUUCAGGAAAUAUAUUAUAUAAUCAAAGUUCUAAUUAUUGGCUUAUUAGUGAUCUUGGAUUCUGUGGACCUGUUGACAAGCCAUUAGGAGGUAUAUAUGGAAAUCUUCCUUAUAUUGCACCAGAAGCUAUAGUUGGAAAAGAAUACUCAUUUGCAUCUGACAUAUAUAGUAUUGCAAUGAUAAUGUGGGAAAUUUCAUCUGGACAACCACCUUUUGCUAAUUAUAAAAAAGAUUAUAAUCUUGCAAUGAAUAUUGUCAAUGGUAAGAGACCAACAAUUGUAUCAGAAACUCCUUUAAAAUAUGUAGAAUUAAUGAAGCAAUGUUGGGAUGCUGAUCCAAAAAAAAGACCUGAUAUUAAAAUGUUAUCAGAUAUGAUUAAUGAUAUUAAUAGGUUAUAUUACCCAAAUGUACCAACUAGUUAUAAUAAAAAAAAUAUUUUUAGAAAAUUCUUAAGAAAAUUCAAAAAAACUAACGCUAAUAAUUUAAAUAAUGUAAGUACUUCGGAAAUAAUGAGCUGUUAUAAUGCAGGACAUGCAAGUAAAAUUUAUAAUCUAAAUAAUUUGCCAGAACCAAAAAAUGCAACUGAAGAAGAGCAAGAAGCUUUUCAUAGUAAACCAUAUAGUUUUAGUAUUCCUGAAAAUAUUGAUGAUUUCAAUAAAUCAAAUGAUAAAAAUAAUAAUACAUCAAAAUCAAAUAGUAUUUUUAAAGGAAAUAGUAAAGCACUGUCUAAAGUACUUCAAAAACUAAAUAUAGGGCCAAGUAAUAAUAAUCAAAAUUAUCAUGAAAGAAGUAUUAUAAAUCAACAAGUAAAGAAUCAAGAUGUUGAUGAUAAUGAUGAAAUUUGUAAUAAUCCAAAUCUUCAUCCGGAAGAACAAGAAGAAUUCGAAAUUCCUAAUGAUGGGUUUUAAAUUAUUUUUACUACAAAUUAUAAUAUUUAUUACAACGUUAUUAUAAUAGGUUUAUUUAAACACUAGGAAUAUAGUAACACGCCAAUUAUUCUUAGUUUGUAAUUUAAAUAAAUUAAUUUUCUCUUAUUUUAUCAUAA
Messenger RNA from Rhizophagus irregularis DAOM 181602=DAOM 197198, 1912 nucleotides. RefSeq lists its product as uncharacterized. NCBI's taxonomy places the organism in Eukaryota, Fungi, Glomeromycota, Glomeromycetes, Glomerales, Glomeraceae. The record is from RefSeq and is a predicted model, not a curated record.